Messenger RNA from Myodes glareolus (Bank vole), 8837 nucleotides. RefSeq names its product citron rho-interacting serine/threonine kinase (gene Cit). Lineage: Eukaryota; Metazoa; Chordata; Mammalia; Rodentia; Cricetidae. Gene Ontology annotation, biological process: protein phosphorylation; mitotic cytokinesis. Gene Ontology annotation, molecular function: ATP binding; protein serine/threonine kinase activity. The record is from RefSeq and is a predicted model, not a curated record.
CCAUGCCGUUUUCCUCAAACGCUGGGGCGGGAGGCUCAGGGCGGAGCGCGGCGAGUGUAAGCCGGGGUCUGCAACAUUGUCCCUCGGCGUCGGUGGAGAGAUGCUGAAGUUCAAGUAUGGAGUGCGGAACCCACUGGAUGCCAGUGCCUCCGAGCCCAUUGCCAGUCGGGCCUCCAGGCUAAAUGCCUUCUUUCAGGGGAAACCGCCCCCCGUGAUUCAACAGCAGCAGUCUGCUCUUUCCCGGGAAGGGAUCUUAGACGGCCUCUUUGUUCUCUUUGAAGAGUGUAGCCAGCCCGCCCUGAUGAAGAUGAAGCACGUGAGCAGCUUUGUCCAGAAGUAUUCCGACACAAUAGCCGAAUUACGGGAGCUCCAGCCUUCUGUGAAAGACUUUGAAGUCCGGAGUCUUGUGGGCUGUGGUCACUUUGCUGAGGUGCAGGUGGUUAGAGAGAAGGCGACUGGGGAUGUCUAUGCUAUGAAAAUCAUGAAGAAGAAGGCUUUGCUGGCCCAGGAGCAGGUUUCAUUUUUCGAGGAAGAGCGGAACAUAUUAUCUCGGAGCACGAGCCCUUGGAUCCCCCAAUUACAGUAUGCCUUUCAGGACAAAAAUAACCUUUACCUGGUCAUGGAAUAUCAGCCUGGAGGGGAUUUAUUGUCACUUCUGAAUAGAUAUGAGGACCAAUUAGAUGAAAAUAUGAUUCAGUUUUACCUUGCUGAGCUGAUUUUGGCUGUUCACAGCCUGCAUCAGAUGGGAUAUGUGCAUCGAGACAUCAAACCUGAGAACAUCCUCAUUGACCGGACGGGACACAUCAAGCUGGUGGAUUUUGGAUCAGCUGCUAAAAUGAAUUCAAAUAAGGUGAAUGCCAAACUCCCCAUUGGGACCCCAGACUACAUGGCUCCCGAAGUACUGACCGUGAUGAAUGAGGACCGACGAGGCGCCUACGGGCUGGAAUGUGACUGGUGGUCAGUGGGAGUGGUCGCCUAUGAGAUGGUUUACGGGAGAACCCCAUUCACAGAGGGAACCUCUGCCCGCACCUUCAGCAACAUCAUGAACUUCCAGCGAUUUUUGAAGUUUCCCGAAGACCCAAAAGUUAGCAGUGAGUUCCUGGAUCUGAUUCAGAGUUUGCUGUGUGGCCCGAAGGAGAGGCUGACGUUUGAGGGUCUCUGCCGCCACCCCUUCUUUGCCGGCACUGAUUGGAGUGACAUCCGUAACUCUCCUCCCCCCUUCGUUCCCACCCUCAAGUCUGAUGAUGACACCUCCAAUUUCGAUGAACCAGAGAAGAAUUCGUGGGUUUCAUCCUCUCCGUGCCAGCUGAGCCCCUCGGGGUUCUCAGGCGAAGAACUGCCGUUUGUGGGCUUUUCCUACAGCAAGGCACUAGGACUUCUUGGUAGAUCUGAGUCUGUUGUGUCGGGUCUGGACUCCCCUGCCAAGACUAGCUCCAUGGAAAAGAAACUUCUCAUCAAAAGCAAAGAGCUGCAAGACUCGCAGGACAAGUGUCACAAGAUGGAGCAGGAAAUGACCCGGUUACAUCGGAGAGUAUCAGAGGUGGAGGCUGUGCUUAGUCAGAAGGAGGUGGAACUGAAGGCCUCUGAGACUCAGAGAUCCCUCCUGGAGCAGGACCUUGCCACCUACAUCACAGAAUGCAGUAGUUUAAAGCGAAGUCUGGAGCAAGCACGGAUGGAGGUGUCCCAGGAGGAUGACAAAGCCCUGCAGCUUCUCCAUGACAUCAGAGAGCAAAGCCGGAAGCUCCAAGAGAUCAAGGAGCAGGAGUACCAGGCUCAGGUGGAAGAAAUGAGGCUGAUGAUGAGUCAGUUGGAAGAGGACCUCGUGUCCGCCCGGAGACGCAGCGAUCUGUACGAGUCCGAGCUGAGAGAGUCUCGGCUUGCCGCUGAGGAAUUCAAGCGGAAGGCAACCGAAUGUCAGCACAAAUUGAUGAAGGUAGUCAGCCACCCUCCAAGAGGGGACUUUGGGGGCACGGCCCUGGAUGAUCUUCACAAGAUGCAAGGCCACGCUGGCUUAAUGAGUGCUAAGGACCAAGGGAAGCCUGAAGUGGGAGAAUAUUCCAAACUUGAGAAGAUCAAUGCUGAGCAGCAGCUCAAAAUCCAGGAGCUCCAGGAGAAGCUGGAAAAGGCUGUAAAAGCUAGUACAGAGGCCACUGAGCUCCUGCAGAAUAUCCGCCAGGCCAAGGAGCGAGCCGAGAGGGAGCUGGAGAAGCUGCACAACCGGGAAGAUUCUUCCGAAGGCAUCAAAAAGAAGCUGGUUGAAGCCGAGGAACGCCGCCACUCUCUGGAGAACAAGGUAAAGAGACUAGAGACCAUGGAGCGUAGAGAGAACAGACUGAAGGACGACAUCCAGACAAAGUCCCAACAGAUCCAGCAGAUGGCUGAUAAAAUUCUGGAGCUGGAGGAGAAACACCGGGAGGCUCAGGUCUCAGCACAGCACCUGGAAGUCCACUUGAAACAGAAGGAGCAGCACUACGAGGAGAAGAUUAAAGUGUUGGACAAUCAGAUAAAGAAAGACCUGGCCGACAAGGAGAGCCUGGAGAACAUGAUGCAGAGACAUGAAGAGGAGGCCCAUGAGAAGGGCAAAAUCCUCAGCGAGCAGAAGGCGAUGAUCAACGCUAUGGACUCCAAGAUCAGAUCCCUGGAGCAGAGGAUUGUGGAACUGUCUGAGGCCAACAAGCUUGCGGCAAACAGCAGUCUCUUCACCCAGAGGAACAUGAAGGCCCAGGAAGAGAUGAUUUCAGAACUCAGGCAGCAGAAAUUUUACCUGGAGACACAGGCCGGGAAACUGGAGGCCCAGAACCGAAAGUUGGAGGAGCAGCUGGAGAAGAUCAGCCACCAGGACCACAGCGACAAGAGCCGGCUGCUGGAGCUGGAGACGAGGCUGAGGGAGGUCAGCCUGGAGCACGAGGAGCAGAAGCUGGAGCUGAAACGCCAGCUCACAGAGCUGCAGCUGUCCCUGCAGGAGCGCGAGUCCCAGCUGACGGCCCUGCAGGCGGCCAGGGCGGCCCUGGAGGGCCAGCUCCGCCAGGCAAAGACAGAGCUGGAGGAGACAACGGCGGAAGCAGAGGAGGAGAUCCAGGCCCUGACGGCACAUAGAGAUGAAAUCCAGCGCAAGUUUGAUGCCCUUCGCAGCAGCUGCACUGUCAUCACUGACCUGGAGGAGCAGCUGAACCAGCUGACCGAGGACAACGCUGAACUCAACAACCAAAACUUCUAUUUAUCUAAACAACUUGACGAGGCCUCCGGUGCCAACGAUGAGAUUGUGCAGCUGCGAAGUGAGGUGGACCAUCUCCGCCGUGAGAUCACGGAGAGGGAGAUGCAGCUCACCAGCCAGAAGCAAACGAUGGAGGCUCUGAAGACCACAUGCACCAUGCUGGAGGAGCAGGUCAUGGAUCUGGAGGCGCUAAAUGACGAGCUGCUGGAGAAAGAGCGCCAGUGGGAGGCCUGGAGGAGCGUCCUCGGGGACGAGAAGUCCCAGUUUGAGUGCCGCGUCCGAGAGCUGCAGAGGAUGCUGGACACCGAGAAGCAGAGCAGGGCGAGAGCCGAUCAGCGGAUCACGGAGUCUCGCCAGGUGGUGGAGUUGGCAGUGAAGGAGCACAAGGCCGAGAUUCUCGCUCUGCAGCAGGCUCUCAAAGAACAGAAGCUGAAAGCGGAGAGCCUGUCCGACAAGCUCAACGACCUGGAGAAGAAGCACGCCAUGCUCGAGAUGAAUGCCCGGAGCUUACAACAGAAGCUGGAGACAGAACGGGAGCUCAAGCAGAGGCUUCUGGAGGAGCAAGCCAAGCUGCAGCAGCAGAUGGAUCUGCAGAAGAGCCACAUCUUCCGCCUGACGCAAGGGCUGCAGGAGGCGCUGGACCGGGCAGAUCUGCUGAAGACAGAAAGAAGUGACCUGGAAUAUCAACUGGAAAACAUUCAGGUUCUCUAUUCUCAUGAAAAGGUGAAAAUGGAAGGCACUAUUUCUCAACAAACGAAACUCAUUGAUUUUUUGCAAGCUAAAAUGGACCAACCGGCUAAGAAGAAAAAGGGUUUAUUUAGUCGACGGAAAGAGGACCCUGCUUUGCCCACACAGGUUCCUCUGCAGUACAAUGAGCUGAAGCUGGCCCUGGAGAAGGAGAAAGCACGCUGUGCGGAGCUGGAGGAAGCCCUUCAGAAGACCCGCAUCGAGCUCCGGUCUGCCCGGGAGGAAGCUGCCCACCGCAAAGCCACCGACCACCCACACCCGUCGACGCCAGCCACUGCGAGACAGCAGAUUGCCAUGUCUGCCAUUGUGCGGUCGCCCGAGCACCAGCCCAGCGCCAUGAGCCUGCUCGCCCCGCCAUCCAGCCGCCGAAAGGAGUCGUCGACUCCAGAGGAAUAUAAUCGACGUCUUAAGGAACGUAUGCACCACAACAUUCCUCACCGAUUCAACGUGGGGCUGAACAUGCGAGCCACCAAGUGUGCUGUGUGUCUGGAUACUGUGCACUUCGGACGUCAGGCAUCCAAAUGUCUCGAAUGUCAGCUCAUGUGCCAUCCCAAGUGCUCCACCUGCUUGCCAGCCACCUGUGGCCUGCCUGCUGAAUACGCCACACACUUCACCGAGGCCUUCUGCCGUGACAAAAUGAACUCCCCGGGUCUCCAGAGCAAGGAGCCCAGCAGCGGCUUGCAUCUGGAAGGGUGGAUGAAAGUGCCCAGGAAUAACAAACGAGGACAGCAAGGCUGGGACAGGAAAUACAUUGUCUUGGAGGGGUCAAAAGUCCUCAUCUAUGACAAUGAAGCCAGAGAAGCUGGACAGAGGCCGGUGGAAGAAUUUGAGCUGUGCCUUCCUGACGGGGACGUAUCUAUUCAUGGUGCCGUUGGUGCUUCUGAACUUGCAAAUACAGCCAAAGCAGAUGUCCCAUACAUACUGAAGAUGGAGUCUCACCCGCAUACCACCUGCUGGCCCGGAAGAACCCUGUACUUGCUAGCACCCAGCUUCCCCGACAAGCAGCGCUGGGUCUCCGCCUUAGAAUCUGUCGUCGCGGGUGGGAGAGUUUCUAGGGAAAAGGCAGAAGCCGAUGCUGCCUGGGACUGUACAUCCUGUGAGCAGCAGCCUGUGUGGGCUGAGAAAUUACUUGGAAACUCUCUGCUGAAACUGGAAGGUGAUGACCGACUUGACAUGAACUGUACCCUGCCCUUCAGCGACCAGGUGGUGCUGGUGGGCACCGAGGAAGGGCUCUAUGCACUAAAUGUCUUGAAAAACUCCUUAACUCACAUCCCAGGAAUUGGAGCCGUCUUCCAAAUUUACAUCAUCAAGGACCUGGAGAAGCUGCUCAUGAUAGCAGGGGAAGAGCGGGCCCUCUGUCUGGUAGACGUGAAGAAGGUGAAGCAGUCGUUGGCACAGUCACACCUUCCCGCCCAGCCCGACAUCUCCCCCAGUGUGUUUGAAGCUGUCAAAGGCUGCCACUUGUUUGCCGCUGGCAAGAUCGAGAACAGCCUCUGCAUCUGUGCCGCCAUGCCGAGCAAAGUCGUCAUCCUCCGCUACAAUGACAGCCUCAGCAAGUACUGCAUCCGGAAGGAGAUAGAGACCUCCGAACCCUGCAGCUGUAUCCACUUCACCAAUUACAGUAUCCUCAUUGGAACCAACAAAUUCUAUGAGAUCGACAUGAAGCAGUACACGCUCGAGGAGUUCCUGGACAAGAAUGACCACUCUUUGGCGCCCGCUGUGUUCGCAUCCUCAUCCAACAGCUUCCCCGUGUCCAUUGUGCAGGCGAAUGGUGCGGGGCAGCGGGAGGAGUACCUGCUUUGCUUCCACGAAUUUGGGGUGUUUGUGGAUUCUUAUGGAAGGCGUAGCCGCACAGACGAUCUCAAGUGGAGCCGCUUACCUCUGGCCUUUGCCUACAGAGAACCCUAUCUGUUUGUGACUCACUUCAACUCACUGGAAGUAAUUGAGAUCCAGGCACGUUCCUCCCUAGGGACUCCUGCCCGAGCAUAUCUGGAAAUCCCAAACCCACGCUACCUGGGCCCUGCAAUUUCCUCGGGCGCCAUUUACCUGGCCUCCUCUUAUCAGGACAAGUUGAGAGUCAUAUGCUGCAAAGGGAACCUGGUGAAGGAGACCGGCACUGACCAGCACCGGGUGCCCUCCACCUCCCGCAGCAGUCCCAACAAGCGAGGCCCACCAACAUACAAUGAGCACAUCACCAAACGUGUGGCCUCCAGCCCAGCGCCACCGGAAGGCCCCAGCCACCCCCGAGAGCCAAGCACACCCCACCGCUACAGAGACCGAGAGGGCCGGGCAGAGUUGCGCAGGGACAAGUCCCCAGGCCGUCCCCUGGAGCGGGAGAAGUCCCCAGGCCGGAUGCUCAGCACGAGGAGAGAGCGGUCCCCAGGGAGACUGUUUGAAGACAGCAGCAGGGGCCGGCUGCCUGCGGGAGCCGUCAGGACCCCACUGUCCCAGGUUAACAAGGUCUGGGACCAGUCUUCGGUAUAAGUCUCAACCAGAAAAACCACCUCCUCAUUCAGUCUGCAGGACCACACCACACCCUGGGUCUCUGCUGCAGGGGACCCCAGCGCCCGUCCGCUCGACCCACAUUCAGCACAGCUGGGUCCAGACUGUCCUUGGCACGGAUACCCCCAUGUACAAGGGGUGCAGAUAGCCAAGGCCCGUAGGCGCUGCUGGCACUCGGUGCCCACCCCCGGGCGCCUUCCCGCAGUCAUCCUUUGCACUUUGUCACUCGUCCACUCAUUCAGAGACUUUUGUACUUAGCUCCAGCCUGUACCAGCUCAUCAAAGGACGCCAACCCGGACUGUGGCCGGAGUCUCCUGCUACUCCGAGAUCCUCGGGUUGGUGGUUUUUCUUUGCUUUUUAGUGUUUUUUUUCUUUCUUUUCUUUUUUCUUUUCUUUUUUUUUUUUUUUUAAGACAACAAAAUUCUUAGUAGAUUUGGAUAGCGACGUAUUUCCUGUUGUAGUCGUUUUUAGCUAGAUCACACCAUCAGGUCUCUGCCACUGAAACGUAGCAUAGAAGAGUCCCCGUUGGUUGGCUAACCUCCCGUGUUCAUGUAGCUUCAUUCUUGUUCUGGUCCAGUCUCAUAGAUGGCCCUGUUUGACGCAGGGUGACAUCGUAGCCAAAUGUUUACCGUUCUCAUUGCCUUUUAUGGCCUUGACAACUUCCCUUCCCACCAGCUGAGAAUGUAUGGAGGUCAAUCCGGCCUCAGCUCGGAGGCAGUGACCUGGGGCCAAGGGACCUCAUCGAGCUCUACUUCCCCACCCCUCAGCGUCAUCUCCCCAGCCUGCUUCCCCAGCUUUCCAUGUAGCUUUGGCCAGGAAAGCACGCAACAGACUUGCUGCAAGCCCAGCAUUAACAGGCCUUGGGGUUGGGCCUGGGACCGGGGCACCCACCUCCUGUUCUGAGGGUUGGCGUGUUGCUCCUCACUCCUCUGGAAUGGGGAGGAGACCUGUCUGGGAGCCCUGCAUGGCGGAUCACUGCAUGCGCUGCCCCUGACCUGGUUGCCAAUGUACUGCUGCCAUCCCAUAGCCCCACCAGGCCAAGACCCUCUGGUACCUGUCAACUAACUGGCCACACAGGCUGCAGUUUGUAGCACUGGACACACAAACAAAAACAAAACGCUCAAGCCUUACGACCAGAGAAGGAUUUCAGCAAACCACACUUCUCCCUCAGUUUCCCCUCCCACCUCUGUUCCCUGCUGACUUCAAGAAUGCCUGUGUGUUCACACAAAAACCCAGCACGGUUCUACCCCACGAAACUGUGACUUCGCAGAUGAGCCUUUCCCUAGGGCUGGACCUAAGACCAGGACAUUGGAGAGAAGCCGCAGCUCAACUCUUCCAGCCCUGUGGGGCUGGCGAGUCCCCCCUUAGGUGCAGUGCGGCUUGCCCAGUCUCUCUCCACGCUCUUUAGAGUGGGAAUUCCUGGCAACUGGAUAGAACCAACGUAGAGGCUUUGCAGUUGGCAAGCUAACUAGCGGCCUUACUUCUGCCUUUAAUCUCCCACAAGGCCUCUUCCGCUUUGGAUUCUCCAUGAUUCUUAGGCGUCCUCCACAACUAAGGCACCUCCUAGGUAGGCUGAAAGGUAGACCCGUCCCCACCACAGCCGGUGACCGUGUCCACAGUCCAUGUCACUUCCCCGAUUACAACCUGUCCUAAAUGCCGGCUCCUUCCUGCUCGUCUCUGACCUAAGUGCUUUCUUGUUUGAAACGCCCGUGAACCCUCCAUGUCCAGCGCCCUGCCGCUGUGUUUUAUGUGUGGCUUGGAAUCUCUGGGGUUGUGUCCCCCUCCCCGUUCCCCCAGGGCAGAUCUGACUGACUGUUUGCUGAAGUUUUUGUCUCUUGGUCCACAAGUAUUUGGAAUGGUCACUGAUACCUGGUCUUCAGUCUUGGCAUUUCAUUUAGGACCUCCACGAGAAAUGGGCACCGUGAGCCCUGACCGUGUAUAUUGCGCAUCUCAUCUGUGAAGUGCUUCCUGCUACAUAGAACUAGCUCAAAAGACUGUACAUAUUUACAAGAAACUUUAUAUUCGUAACAAAAAAAAAAGGAAAUUGAAUUGGUUUCUACUUUUUUAUUGUAAAAGGUGCAUUUUUCAACACUUACUUUUGUUUUCAACGGUGGUAGUUGUGGACAGUCAUCUCCGCCAGAGUGGGGAGCUCUCUGUGUGACCACCGAGACGCCAGCAGGAAAUAAUCGUAACCCGAAAUCGCCGUCAAAAGCUUAUUAGCAUCAAUAAGAUUCUAGGUCUCCAAAAGUACAGGCUUUUUCUUCAUUACCUUUUUUAUUCCGAACGAGGAGAACACACGGACAAUUCCAGAUCCACCUUGAGAGGAAUGAACUUUGCUGUUGAACAAUAGUGAAAUAAAGCAAUGAUCUCAAAA